AUUUGACAAGUAUUUAACCAUUUUUAUUUAUUUGUCAACAUUUUUUCUUUAUUAAUAUAAAAAUGGCUGCAGAUAAUUCAGAUAGUGGUUCAGAUUCAAGUUCAAGUAGCAGAAGCCCAUCGCCAUCGCCGAAAACAGCUCGCACACCAGGAAGAAUCGACGACACGCAAGCUCCAGGGUCACCAGACAGUCAUAAGUCUGGAAGUGGUAGUGAUCGUUCACGUUCCAAUACACCACAAAGCAGAAAGUCUCGUUCUGGGACACCGCAAAGCAAAAAAUCACGUUCCGGUACACCAAACAGUCGUCGGUCCGGAUCUAGAGAAAGUCGUCAUUCAAAUAGUUCCAAUGGUUCGGAUAGUCCACCAGGAUCUCCACAUACACCCCAAUCCGAUGGCAAUCGUAGCCGUCGUUCGCCCAGUCGUCAUAGCAGACGUUCGGUGCGUGCCAACGCCGAGGAAGACAGCCGGUCGCAAUCACCUAACCUAGAAAUCGAUGAUAGGCGACGAUCAACAUCGCGUUCUCGUUCCAGGUCUAAAUCUCGCAGCCGUAGUCACACACCGGAAGUUAGGACAUCUCGUUCUCGAUCACAUUCGCCAUCGGGUUCACCCAAAGCGAGAUCUAGGUCUAAAACUCCAGAGACGAAAAAAUCGAAGUCUCGUAGUCGUUCAGCAUCGAAAUCGAAAUCGAGGUCUAGGUCUAGGUCAGGUACUCCACAUUCAAGAAAGAGUCGCAGUGGUUCAGAGUCGGGAAGUGAUGUUGGUGAGAAAGAAUCGGCAAAGAAACGAAAAGUCGUUUCCAGUGACUCGGACGAUGAUGAUGUUAAAAAAGAUGCUCCGACAAAAAUUAAAAAGGCUAAAAUAAUUGACACCGAUAGUGAAGAUGAGCCGCAAACUCAGCCUACUGCUGGAGAUGUAAACGAGCUUUUUGGUGAUGCCGAUGACAUUAGUGUUUCCGAUGAGGAUGAACAAAAAUCAGACGCCGAGGGGAACGAAAAUGAGCCUAGAAAAAGUCGUUCUCGAUCCAAAUCCCAAACGAGAUCUCGUUCUAGUUCCGCCCACUCGGCUGCUAGAUCGCGUUCACGUUCAAGAUCUAGAUCUCGAUCUCGUGACGCUAGAAGCAAAUCAAAAGAACCAGAAAAGGAAGAUGAACCUGAACCAAUACCUGAAACUCGAAUCGAUGUUGAAAUUCCCAGAAUUGUUACCGACCUUGGCAAAGAAAUUCAUUUUAUCAAAUUGCCAAAUUUCUUGUCUGUUGACACACGUCCUUUUGAUCCAGAGACAUACGAAGAUGAAAUUGACGAAGAAGAAACAAUGGACGAAGAAGGUCGACAAAGAAUCAAGUUGAAGGUGAGCAAUACCAUUCGCUGGCGAGAGUACAUGGAUAACCAUGGGGAAAUGAAGAGAGAAUCCAAUGCACGUUUUGUUCGGUGGUCAGAUGGAAGUAUGACGUUGCAUCUAGGUAAUGAAACCUUCGAUGUAUACAAACAGCCAUUGCACGGGGAUCACAAUCACAUGUUUAUUCGUCAAGGUACUGGUCUGCAGGGUCAAGCUGUUUUCCGUACCAAACUGACAUUCAGACCGCACUCAACUGAAUCGUUUACUCACAAGAAGAUGACAAUGUCUUUGGCUGAUCGUUCUACCAAAACAAGUGGUAUUAAAAUUCUUACACAAGUUGGUAAGGAUCCGACAACAGAUCGACUGUAUAAUUUGAAAAAGGAGGAAGAGAAACUUCGUCAAGCUAUGCGCAAUCAAAAUAAACCGAAACCCAAGAAAGCUGGACGUGCAGGUGCUGCCGGUCACGAUACGCAUGGAGGAGCAAAUACCUCCUACCACCAAGACGAAGGAAGUGACGAUGAAAAUGCUAUCUCACUUAGUGCGAUUAAAAAUAAAUACAAGAAAGGAUCAGCAGCUGCAACAGCAGACACUAACAAGGGCUCAGCCAUUUACUCGUCGGAUGAAGAUGAGGGAUCUGAUUUUGAGGGAAGACGGAAUAAGAAGAUCGAUAAAAAUAAAGUGUCGAAGGCUCUGCGAGAUUCAGAUGAUGAUUCUGAACAUUCCGAGGCUGAAGAAAGUAUUAAAAAAAAAGGCGAUGAUGGCGACGAUGCAGAUGAUGGCAGCCAUCAUAGUGCAACAGGUGGCAGUGAUGCUAGUGACGAUGAUUGAAUUAUUCUGACAUUAUGUUUCU
Messenger RNA from Episyrphus balteatus (marmalade hoverfly), 2184 nucleotides. It is a transcript of the gene Atu, whose product is annotated as another transcription unit protein. Bases 63 to 2162 code for a protein of 699 amino acids. The transcript is spliced from 4 exons. The record is from RefSeq and is a predicted model, not a curated record. Lineage: Eukaryota; Metazoa; Arthropoda; Insecta; Diptera; Syrphidae. Gene Ontology annotation, biological process: positive regulation of transcription elongation by RNA polymerase II; transcription elongation by RNA polymerase II. Gene Ontology annotation, cellular component: nucleus; Cdc73/Paf1 complex. Gene Ontology annotation, molecular function: RNA polymerase II C-terminal domain phosphoserine binding.